AUGGCUGUCCUGUGGCUGCUGCUGGCAGGGCUGCCCUCCUUCUUAGUGGGAGUCUUUGCAUGGGUUCUUAUUCAGCACUUUCUCACUACAGAAAUUCCCUCCACCCUCAAGCACCCGGUGAAGUUAUGGUUUAUCCACGGCAUGUUGCUGUAUGUGGUAACUCUGGGGAACAUACUUGAGAAACUGAGGAUUUGCGCCAUGCCCCGGUUUUUACAGUUUCUUGAAGGCCUAAUGCCGAUAAAUAAGGAUCCCAACGUGUUGGUGACUGACUUGCAUUUUGGGACAAUCCCUGUGAGGCUGCUGAAGCCCAAGAAAGCGUCUUCCCAACCCCGGCGAGGCAUCAUCUUCUAUCAUGGAGGAGGUGCAAUGAUUGGAAGCCUGGACCGUUACCAAAGCCUGUGCAGCCUCUUGGCCAGUGAGACAGACUCGGUGGUGCUGAUGGUGGGGUACCGAAAGCUUCCUGGCUACCAUCACCCUGUCCUUAUCAAUGAUUGCCAGAAUGCUUCCAUCUAUUUCCUGAAGAACCUGGCAUCCUUUGGGGUGGACCCAUCCAGGGUAGUUCUCUGUGGAGAGAGUAUUGGAGGUUGGGCUGUAGCCAUUGUCACUCAGGCCUUAACCUGCAUUCCCAGUCUACCCCAGAUCAAGGCUCAAAUCCUGAUUUGUCCACUAGUGAAUUUCAUCAAUUUUCAGUUACCAUCACAUCAACAGAACAAAAAUGUGCCAUUACUUACCAGAGACUUCAUGUUUAUGUGUAUGUGUAAAUACCUGGUCAUUGACCCCUCUUGGAAAGAUGCCAUUUUGACAGGUUCUGCCAUACCUCUGGACAAGUGGAAGAAAUACAGGAAAUGGCUCAGCUAUGACAACAUUCCCAGAGGACCUGGGAGCCAAGAUCCACAACCUGAGAUUCUUGGGCCUUUUAAUGAGGCAGCCUAUCUAGAAACCAAACAUACUUGGAAUGCAGAACUUUCACCU
This is a messenger RNA of Cricetulus griseus (Chinese hamster), 972 nucleotides long. NCBI's taxonomy places the organism in Eukaryota, Metazoa, Chordata, Mammalia, Rodentia, Cricetidae. The record is from RefSeq and is a predicted model, not a curated record.